Molecule: messenger RNA, 1431 nt
Organism: Maudiozyma saulgeensis
Lineage: Eukaryota; Fungi; Ascomycota; Saccharomycetes; Saccharomycetales; Saccharomycetaceae
Source: the annotation of a GenBank genome assembly
AUGACUACUGCUGAAUCAUAUUAUCCAAACGAACCAACCACUCCAAAGGUUGUGACCUCUGAAAUUCCAGGUCCAAACUCCGUUGCUCAAAUCAAACAACUUGGUGAACAUUUUGACUCAAGAUGUGCUUAUUUUGUUGUUGAUUACAAUAAGUCUAACGGUAAUUAUAUCGUUGAUGCUGAUUCUAACGUUUAUUUAGAUCUGUAUGCUCAAAUUGCUUCUAUUGCUUUGGGUUACAACAACCCAAAAUUGAUUGAAUUGUUGAGCACCCAGGAGAUGAAAAACGCUUUAGUCAAUAGACCAGCCUCUGGUAACUUCCCAGCUGUUGAAUUAGAUGCUACUUUACAAAAAGUUUUACAAGUUGCUCCAAAGGGUCAAAACCAAGUCUGGAGUGGUCUAAGUGGUUCUGAUGCUAACGAAUUGGCUAUCAAAGCUGCAUUCAUGUAUUAUGCUCAAAAGAAGCGUGGUGGUGACACUGUUCCAUUCACCGAAGAAGAAUUAUCUUCAGUCAUGGACAAUCAAUCUCCGGGUGCACCAUCUUUCUCCGUGUUAUCCUUUAGAAAGGCCUUCCAUGGUAGAUUAUUUGCCAGUGGGUCAUGUACUUGUUCCAAACCAAUCCAUAAAUUGGAUUUACCGGCUUUUGAUUGGCCUCAUGCCGAAUAUCCAGCUUACGCUUAUCCUUUGGAUACUCCAGAAAAUGUUGCUGCUAAUAAAAUUGAAGACGAUAGAUGUUUAAAGAUCGUUGAAGAUUUAAUUGUUAGUUGGAAAUCUCCUGUAGCUGCUUUGUUGAUCGAACCAAUUCAAUCUGAAGGUGGUGAUAAUCAUGCCUCCGCUUAUUUCUUACAAAGAUUAAGAGAUAUCACUUUGAAACAUGAUGUCGUAUACAUUAUUGAUGAAGUGCAAACUGGUCUAGGUGCCACUGGUAAACUAUGGUGUCACGAAUAUGCUGAUAUUCAACCACCUGUUGAUUUGGUCACUUUCUCAAAGAAAUGUCAAUCCGCUGGUUAUUGGUUCCAUGACCCAUUGAUGGUUCCAAACAAACCAUACAGACAAUUCAACACCUGGUGUGGUGACACCGCCAGAAUGUUGAUCUUUGGUACCAUUGGUCAAGAGAUCAUUGAUAAUGAUUUAGUUAGUCAAGUCUCUAGAGUCGGUGAAUAUUUAUUUGCUAAAUUAGAAAUUUUACAAACCCAAUAUCCAGAAUCAUUUAAAAACUUAAGAGGUAAAGGCAGAGGUACUUUCAUCGCUUGGGAUUUACCAACUGGUGAAUUAAGAGAGAAACUAUUAAAGAUUUUAAAAUCUAAUGGUUGUAACGUUGGUGGUUGUGCUGAAAAAUCUGUUAGAUUAAGACCAACUUUAACUUUUGACGAAAAGCAUGCAGACAUAUUCAUCGAUGCAUUGACUAAGUCUGUAUCCCAAUUAAACAAUUAG